ACGGGGUUUCGCCAUGUUGCCCAAGCUGGUCUCAAACUCCUGACCUCAAGUGAUCCGCCCGCCUUGGCCUCCCGGAGUGCGGGGAUCGCAGGCGUGAGCCACUGUGCCCGGCCACAAUGUGCACUUUGGAUGAGGUGGGAGGUAUGGGAGGCUUCUGAGGUGAGGAGGGUGUGAGCUGAUUCAGAUCUCAAGACCUUCUGACUGCGAUGUGGAGAAUGGACUGCAAGGGGCGAUGGUGGAAGCCGGGAGCCCAGUGAGGACACCACUGCCCUAGUUCAGGACCUCUUCAAUUAUACCACCCCUGAUUAUGAGCACUAUGAUGAUGAUAUGCUGGACGCCAACACCCCUGUGGAUAAAACUUCUAACACGCUGCGUGUUCCAGACAUCCUGGCCUUGGUCAUCUUUGCAGUCGUCUUCCUGGUGGGGGUGCUGGGCAAUGCCCUGGUGGUCUGGGUGACUGCAUUCGAGGCCAAGCGGACCAUCAAUGCCAUCUGGUUCCUCAACUUGGCAGUAGCCGACUUCCUCUCCUGCCUGGCGCUGCCCAUCUUGUUCACAUCCAUUGUACAGCAUCACCACUGGCCCUUUGGCGGGGCCGCCUGCCGCAUUCUGCCCUCCCUCAUCCUGCUCAACAUGUACGCCAGCAUCCUGCUCCUGGCCACCAUCAGCGCCGACCGCUUUCUGCUGGUGUUUAACCCCAUCUGGUGCCAGAACUUCCGAGGGGCCGGCUUGGCCUGGAUCGCCUGUGCCGUGGCUUGGGGUUUAGCCCUGCUGCUGACCAUACCCUCCUUCCUGUACCGGGUGGUCCGGGAGGAGUACUUUCCACCAAAGGUGUUGUGUGGUGUGGACCACGGCCACGACAAACGGCGGGAGCGAGCCGUGGCCAUCGCCCGGCUGGUCCUGGGCUUCGUGUGGCCUCUACUCACCCUCAUGAUGUGUUACACCUUCCUCCUGCUCCGGACGUGGAGCCGCAGGGCCACACGGUCCACCAAGACACUCAAGGUGGUGGUGGCAGUGGUGGCCAGUUUCUUUAUCUUCUGGUUGCCCUACCAGGUGACGGGGAUGAUGAUGUCCUUCCUGGAGCCAUCGUCACCCACAUUCCUGCUACUGAAGAAGCUGGACUCCCUGUGUAUUUCCUUUGCCUACAUCAACUGCUGCAUCAACCCCAUCAUCUACGUGGUGGCCGGCCAGGGCUUCCAGGGCCGACUGCGGAAAUCCCUCCCCAGCCUCCUCCGGAACGUGUUGACUGAAGAGUCCAUGGUCAGGGAGAGCAAGUCAUUCACGCGCUCCACAGUGGACACUACGGCCGAGAAGACCCAGGCAGUGUAGGCAACAGCCUCAUGGGCCACUGUGGCCCGAUGUCCCCUUCCUUCCCGGCCACUCUCCUUCCUCUUGUUUUCACUCCACUUUUCGUGGGAUGGUGUUACCUUAGCUAACUAACUCUCCUCCAUGUUGCCUGUCUUUCCCAGACUUGUCCCUCCUUUUCCAGCGGACCUCUUCUCAUCCUUCCUCAUUUGCAAGGUGAACAUUUCCUUCUAGGGAGCACCCCCCCAGCACAUCGUCUUUCCAUCCCAGGCUUUUGAAAAACAAACAGAAACCCAUGUAUCUGGAGUAUUUCCAUAUGGCAAUAGGUGUGGACAGGGAACACAGAAUACAGACAAAUAGAAAGAUUGUUGCUUAAAAAAAAUGUAUUUAUUUUAUGGCGAGUUGGAAAAAAUGUAACUGGAAUCUCAAAAGUUCUUUGAGACAAAACAGAAGUCCAUGGAGUUAUCUAAGCUCUUGUAAGUGAGUUGAUUUGAAAAAGAAAAUUAGGCUGGGUGCGGUGACUCACGCCUGUAAUCCCAGAAUUUUGGGAGGCUGAGGUGGGUGGAUCACCUGAGGUCAGGAGUUCCAGACCAGCUUGGCCAGCAUGGUGAAACCCCGUCUGUACUAAAAAUACAAAAAAUUAACUGGGCAUGGUAGUGGGUGCCUGUAAUCCCAGCUACUUGGGAGGCUGAGGUGGGAGAAUUGCUCGAACCUUGGAGGUGGAGGUUGUGGUGAGCCACGAUUGCACCACUCACUCUAGCCUGGGUGACAGAGGGAGACUCUGUCUCAAAAGCAAAAGCAAAAACAAAAACAAAAACACCUAAAAACCCUGCAGUUUUGUUUUUACUUUGUUUUUAAAUUAUACUUUCUAUUUUGAGAUCACUGCAAGUUCAACACAAUUAUAAGUAAUGAUACAGAGGGAUCUUGUGUACCCUUCACCCAGCCUCCCCCAAUGGCAACAUUUUGCAAAACUACAAUGUAGUCUCAUAACCAGGAUAUUGACAUUGAUACAGUGAAGAUACAGGACAUUCUCAUCACCACAAGGAUCCCCAGGAUGCCCACUUCCCUCCACCCCCACACCCCAGCCUUUUCCCUAACCCCUGGCAACCAGGAAUCCACUCUCCAUUUCUCCAUUUCUAUAAUGUUGUCAUUUCAAGAAUGUUAUUCAAUGGAAUCAUAUGGUAUGUAACCCGUUUUGAGCUUUAAAAAAAAACAGUAUGCAUGACUUUAAUGAUAAAAAUAAAAAUAGUGA
Pongo pygmaeus (Bornean orangutan) is the source of this 2554-nucleotide messenger RNA. It is a transcript of the gene C5AR1, whose product is annotated as complement C5a receptor 1. Gene Ontology annotation, cellular component: plasma membrane. NCBI's taxonomy places the organism in Eukaryota, Metazoa, Chordata, Mammalia, Primates, Hominidae. The transcript has 2 exons. Gene Ontology annotation, molecular function: complement component C5a receptor activity; G protein-coupled receptor activity. Bases 328 to 1326 code for a protein of 332 amino acids. The record is from RefSeq and is a predicted model, not a curated record. Gene Ontology annotation, biological process: inflammatory response; chemotaxis; phospholipase C-activating G protein-coupled receptor signaling pathway.